AUGACGAGAAUCAACGAACGUCGCUUUUUAGACUUGGUUUAUGGUAGGUCAGGACAGCCUGUCAACCUUAAACAGCAUUUAGAGGAGAUCGCGGAACCGGUGCAACUCGACAACUUCUGGAGCCAGACAGAUGAGUUCAUGGUUCGACCCCCGACUCCGCCUUUCGUGCCUGCCAAAACCGGACUCGAUGUGGCAACGCAAGUGGAGCUGUGUGAGCUCUUCGACUUCGAAAUUGAGGUGAAACCAGUUCUUGAAGUGCUGACCGGGAAGACGAUGGAACAGGCGUUGGUUGAGGUGGCGGAGGAGGAGGAACUGCAGGAACUUCGCAAGCAACAGUUCGUGCAAUUGGAAAUUCACAACGCCCACCUCGCCGAGAUCGAACGCCUGGAGGAACGCAACCGUCGCUACAGGGAAGAACAGACACGGCGGAAGGCCCAGGCGACGCUGGCUGCGUCGAUGCGACGGCUGGCUGCCGACAAGGUUGCGGCCCGCAAUUUCACAAAAGCCUACCUGGAACCAUUGCUUCCAAAUGUCUUUGAACAGCUCACCGAACGCGGCUACUUCUAUGACAGCGUUGAAUCAGAAAUCGAACAGAACUUCUUGAAACCGAUUCUAGACUCCUUAUUUGAGAGGAACCGACUCGAGAGAAGUGCCCGCCUUUUAGUCGAUGGUGUUAUACACGAGGCAUCAAGUUCAAUUGCCGAUUUCUCAAAUGGCAAUCUCCAAAAUCGUGCACCAAACUCAGGCUGCUCUCUUUUUGUAACCACAUUGCAGGCAGUCUCUCAGCGACACACGGAGUACAGGGAACUGGGUCGCCACCUGAUGACCGAGGCGCUGGUCAACCUCUGCUUCCCCAAGCUCGCCUACAGCGUGGUCAGCUGGAUCAUCGAGGAAAUGGUCACGCUGGCCGUGAACAACCUGCAGCUGGCUGCCAACGCCCGACGGGAAAUACUCCAGUCCACUGCUCUCGAAAUUUACAACGAAGUAAUCGACGAGGCCAUCGAGGACCUGGUGUCGUCGUCUUCAUUAAGCUAA
Mesocestoides corti is the source of this 1035-nucleotide messenger RNA. The record is from the annotation of a GenBank genome assembly. NCBI's taxonomy places the organism in Eukaryota, Metazoa, Platyhelminthes, Cestoda, Cyclophyllidea, Mesocestoididae.